UCAGGUCUGGACGCCAAAAUCGUCUGUCUGGCUGUACAGAACGAUGCGAACAAGUCCUCGAUGCAGUUUGGUGGACCGGAGCGAUCCUUGUACAAGGGAGAUCUGGCUUGGGCACCUAUCAACAAGCUCGGCUUUUGGCAGCUGAACAUCGACUCAUUCGCCGCUUCUCCUUCUUCUGCAAGCAAUGCUGCUGCCGCUAAGCGCGACUCUACUCCUGCCUCUCACAACGACUCAAAGAAGAACAAGCAGAAGGGCACUCAGGGUAAAAAAGGAGGCCAUGCAGGCAAGAGUGGUAUCACCAAUAUGGAUCUCAUCCUCGAUUCUGGCACAUCUCUCAUCGUUGCUGGUCCCGAAGGCGCAAAAGCUUUCUGGGCCGACGUACCUGAUUCGACUUUUCACCACGAGUACGACCUGUACACUUUCCCUUGCAAUGCUAAUCUGAAAGCAGAGCUCAAGAUGGGUGGAAAAAUUUGGAAAUUGGAGCAGCAACAUUUGAGCUUGGGACCUAUGAAGGCGGGAAGCGAUCGAUGUAUUGGAUCUGUGGGAGGGAUGGAUACACAGGGGGUUAUUGUGUGGGGAUUGGCGGGAUUGAGGAGUAUGUAUGCUUGCAUGGAUCAUGAUAAGAAGAGCAUCGGGAUUGGACAGCCUACCUGGUGAGGUAGGAAUCGUCGAUGCCAUCAGAAGGACCUUGAAGGCGAGCUCUGGUCCAGCUCUGGCGCCACCCAUAUCUACUCACUCACUCACACACACACUCGCACACACACGCACACACACGCUCAUUCUCAGAACCAGA
Molecule: messenger RNA, 793 nt
Organism: Microstroma glucosiphilum
Lineage: Eukaryota; Fungi; Basidiomycota; Exobasidiomycetes; Microstromatales; Microstromataceae
Product: acid protease
Exons: 1
Coding region: 61-657 (198 amino acids)
Biological process (GO): proteolysis
Molecular function (GO): aspartic-type endopeptidase activity
Source: RefSeq, a predicted model, not a curated record